Messenger RNA from Drosophila hydei, 683 nucleotides. RefSeq names its product iron-sulfur cluster assembly 2 homolog, mitochondrial. Gene Ontology annotation, cellular component: mitochondrion. The record is from RefSeq and is a predicted model, not a curated record. Gene Ontology annotation, molecular function: 4 iron, 4 sulfur cluster binding; iron ion binding; 2 iron, 2 sulfur cluster binding. NCBI's taxonomy places the organism in Eukaryota, Metazoa, Arthropoda, Insecta, Diptera, Drosophilidae. The transcript is spliced from 2 exons. Bases 73 to 525 code for a protein of 150 amino acids. Gene Ontology annotation, biological process: iron-sulfur cluster assembly.
UGUUGUCAGUUUUGUUUUGGUUACGAGAUUGUAGACAUUUAAAUUGAUUUAUUUAUAUAAAACACUACGAAAAUGACUUACAUGUUGCGUCAGCUAGCAAAACCUAUUCUGCAAAGAACUUUGCUCAAUGGAAGUUCAAGUUCAAUACGUCUAGCCGCCAAAGACGCAGCUGCAAAUGCCCAUGCAACAAAUACGCAACAGCAGCAACUGCUGGUUAGCGAAAGUUGUUUGAAACGUUUGCGUGAGAUCUGUAGUGAUGGCAGCUUUUUGCGAAUUACAGUUGAAGGCGGCGGUUGCUCUGGAUUUCAAUACAAAUUUGACUUGGACAACAAGCUAAACAAGGAUGAUUUACAGUUUGGUGAGGACAAAGCUAAGGUGGUCAUUGACACCAUUUCCUUGGAUUACUGUACAGGCGCUACUGUGGACUAUCAUAGCGAGCUAAUUCGAGCUGGAUUUCGCAUGAUUGCCAAUCCGCUCGCUGAACAGGGCUGCUCAUGUGGCUCCUCAUUCUCGAUUAAAUUGUAAUUAAUACUUAAAUAAUGUUCGUUAAUUGUUAAACUUUAGUGAAAUAUUUAAACACACAGUUAUAAAUUUAUAUGUUCAGCUAUAUACACAUUGCAUCAAAUGUAAAUUUAAAAAAAUAUGGUAUGCUGCCCCAUAAGCAGUUGGUUGGUUUUUCGGUA